Messenger RNA from Marasmius oreades (fairy-ring Marasmius), 2115 nucleotides. RefSeq lists its product as uncharacterized. The transcript has 3 exons. The record is from RefSeq and is a predicted model, not a curated record. Lineage: Eukaryota; Fungi; Basidiomycota; Agaricomycetes; Agaricales; Marasmiaceae. Bases 1 to 2115 code for a protein of 704 amino acids.
AUGGAACUCAAAGAAAAGGACCUAACUAGGAACGCACUUUCUCCCGACUUUAAGCAAGAGAUUACCUACAAUGACGGCCUCGUAGCGUCAUUGCAUCCUCGUACCCGUGAAUUCAUCACCUCUCCAAACUGUUUCUCUAUUCCAAAACCUCCCUUCGGGUCGACUCGCGAUCUGUACCGCAGAAAAGACGGCCUAUACGGAGAAGAUGAUCCAAUCCAAUGGCCGCAGCCGAUUAAUACAAGCAAUCUCUACCUUACAUGCAUUCCUCGCUUCCCUUCAUCCGACAAUCACCCCUAUGUGAGCGACAGUUGUAUGUGGUCAGAGAUUGAUGAGAAAGACUUGGAUUUUUCACGUGCAGGACGGGAGCGUAAGGAAGGGACUUUGGAUGUUCGACUAUCAACGGAGUUGCAGUUUUCAAUCGAUAGGCUUCGCAACAGGACGUCACCUUACAUUCACCAAGGUCAUACUCCGAGUGGCCGAGGCGUUGUCAGACUCCUCACGGAGUUUGACAACAACAUUACCAUGUGUCUGACACGAGUUACUUCCAGUUCUAUGUCCCUACGGGAUGUACGUAGGGGCUUGGCGGAACUCAGGCGGAAUUGGAUGUAUUCUGUGGCUCUACUCGACUUCACGGAAACCUUGCACUCCAGGUUGAGGUCUACGCAAAGGGAUGGAAAUAGUGACGCAGAGGUCGAGAAUUGGAUGGGCGCCUUUGUUUGGAACGACACUGAUGCGAUCAGGCUGUACAAUGCCAACUUACCGGUCUACUACAUACAACCAUAUAACACCUUCGAUCGACAAGUCAUCCAAUCUGUGAAGCCACUUUCCCCACCCGAUAUUUGCAUGGCAACUGCGUCUCCUCCGUACCCCAUAACUCUUCCUAACUGUCAGGCUGGGUCGGAUGAGAAGUUCGCCGCAAUCCGUGCUGCUUCCAUUUCGUGCUUCGAUGUACAGAGUCCUUUUGAGAACAUGCAUUUACCCGGUGACUAUGUGUCGUCUUUUUCUUUAUCAGCCGCAUCCUCCAGUCGGAUUCUAUCGCCCACUGCUUCACUACCGUCCACCUCUACUGCUGGCCCUAUCCGAAAUCGUUCUUCAGUUGUCUAUCAUAGCCCAUAUUCCAAAAAUAAGGAAACACGUCUACAAGCCAAGAAAGGCUCUCAGAGUGUUAGGAACGCCUCGCAGAGUCAAAGUCCCGGCUCGCGCUUUGAUGAUCUAGUCGUCAGGAGCCCGUUUCUACUGCCACUUUUGCCUACAUGUAAAGGCGUCAACGCGGCCAUCACUCUGGAGCGAUCACACCUGCAUCACAACCCGGCACAACCCCCAAGACUCACCACAAUUGCCCCUGACCCGGCUCUCAUUUUCAGUACGCCAGAUGAAGAGCGGAGAAUGACCUACUUGAAGCAGUGGUCACAUUGUCAUGGACCUUGGCUCUCAUAUUGUCGUGACUCGGAGGCCUUCCCAGAGGCGGUCAGUGCUGGGGUUUGGAAGAAAGUUCUCAGUAUCCCAGUGAUCGGUGUGUGGAAGAGCGAAAAACUGGUCAAGUCAAAUCAAGAUCGUGAUCAUCGGUCUGCGACUCAACUGCUCAAUAGUAUGUUUUCUCGUCAGAGUCGGAGCGCGCCCAUCACAUAUUCACCGUCAUAUACGAUUUCUCCUUUGGAGGGAAGGUCUCUCGUGCAAGAACUCACAUUCCUCAACUUUCGAUACCAGCUUCUCUCUCUUGAUGAGCUGGCCAAUCAGACUGCUCCUAAACCGGCUCCAACUCUUUCAGCUGCGGAAUUGAAGGUCCUCGUUGUCAAUCACCGUCGGAGUCGAAGGGAAAUCGUCAGUGAGAUCUUUGGAAACGGUGGGGAUAUCUUGACGAUCAGCCACGCCACUUCAAUACAAGGAUUCUCUGCAGAACCGUGGUCUUCGAGAUUGAAUGCCUUGCGAGCUUUUUGGAAGUUGAUGACCACCUGGCCUGGAGAUAAGGAUGCGAUUUGGAGUCGUGGAGAAGAUCCCAACCUCCUACAACUGGUGGACCCCGGAAAAGAGUGGGAAAGGUUACUCUUCCGAUACUAUGCACAGACAUAUUUUAGUUUCUUUGGACAUCCACCUAUCCUACCGAGAGUAUCUUGA